Molecule: messenger RNA, 1557 nt
Organism: Apus apus (common swift)
Lineage: Eukaryota; Metazoa; Chordata; Aves; Apodiformes; Apodidae
Gene: PTGDR
Product: prostaglandin D2 receptor
Biological process (GO): positive regulation of cytosolic calcium ion concentration; inflammatory response; G protein-coupled receptor signaling pathway
Cellular component (GO): plasma membrane
Molecular function (GO): prostaglandin D receptor activity
Source: RefSeq, a predicted model, not a curated record
CCGCCGGCAGCCGCGGCGCAGCCCGGUGAGGUGCGGGACAUCCCAUCCCAUCUCAUCCCGCUGCGGUGCAUCCCGGUACGGGAUAUCCCGAUGGAGACGGAGGGUUACAGGUGCCGUAGCAGCCGGUACAUCGAGAGCGGGCAAUCGGCGGUGCCCAGCUCGGUGCUAUUCGCCGCCGGGCUACUGGGCAACGUGCUGGCACUGCUGCUGCUGGGUCAGCACCGACGGCGCUCCCGGUCCCCCGGUGGUCGCCCACCGAGGGUCUCCGCUUUCUACGUGCUGGUGAGCGGGCUGGCGGUCACCGACCUGCUGGGCAAGUGUUUGCUCAGCCCCAUCGUCCUGGCCGCCUACGCCUACAACCGCAGCCUCAGCGAGCUGGGACCCGGCGGGCGCGGCGAGGGAGAGCCCGGGCUGCUCUGCCAGCUCUUCGCCUUCUUCAUGGCCUUCUUCGGGCUGGCCCCCACCUUGCUGCUGCUAGCCAUGGCCCUGGAGUGUUGGCUUUCCUUGGGGCACCCUUAUUUCUACCGGCGGCACCUCACCCGACGGCUGGGUGCCACGCUGGGGCCGGCGGCGGGGGGGCUCUGCGCCCUGUUCUGCGCCCUGCCCCUGCUGGGUUUCGGGGUGCCCAUGCAGUACUGUCCCGGGACCUGGUGCUUCAUCCGGAUGGCGGGGGGUGGGCCCCGCCAGCUCGGCUUUCCCGUCCUCUACGCCAGCUUGAUGGGCCUCUUGGUGUUGGCCAUCGGCGCCUGCAACGUGAGCAGCAUGAGGCACCUCUACAGCAUGGCCCGGAGGCAGCCCCCCCCGCGGGACCCCCGCCGCCGGCCCCGCGCCCCCCACAUGGAGGAGCUCGACCACCUCGUCCUGCUGGGGCUCAUGACUGUUCUCUUCACCAUCUGCUCCCUGCCGCUCAUCAUCCGGGCCUACCUGGGGGCCUUCGCCGCUGACUUCAACGAGAACGCUGACCUCAGUGCCCUGCGGUUCCUCUCCGUCAACUCCAUCGUGGACCCCUGGGUCUUCAUCAUCUUCCGCACCUCCGUCUUCCGCAUGUUCAUCCGCAGGGUUUGCCGGAAGCUCAACUCCCGAAAAAGCAGCUUCAAAGGACCCGGCCCUGGAGGGGACAGCCAGUUCUGCCCCCCGGGCUGGUGCAGGACAGACACCCCUCAACGCGGCUUCCCCUGAGCCCUUGGGUCUUGCAGAAGCUGGUGGCUGCUGGUGAGGGUGAGGAACGAGCCUUCGGCCCCACGAUCCCGCUCCGGAGCAUCCCGGAGCUUCCUGGGGCUGUCACAGGUGGGAAUAGUGUCCGGCUCGCAGCGAGGGGUAGGUGAGAAGCAUUUCUGCCCCUCUCCCCAGGAUGAAUUUUGCCCCAAAGAGGAACUUGUAGGGGGGGGGACUCCUGGGUACUUGUGAAUAUCUCCAAGCAGCAGCACUUUGUGGAGGGGUUGGAGAGCACCCGGCUCCAGGAAAGCAGGAGGGAUUUGGCAUGUGGCUUCAGGGCAGCGGGGACACAGAGGGAGGAGAGGGGUGAGCGUGUCCCCAUGGAAUAAAAGUGGUUCAGAG